GUCCAGUCCACCGGAUGGUACGAGUCGCAAGAGCACAUAUACAUCGCCAUGGAGUUCAUGCAGCAUGGCGACCUGCAGCAAUAUACCUGUCGUACCAUUCCACUCCCGGAGCCAGAGGUUCAGACCAUCAUCUUUCAGGUUCUCCAGGCACUACGAUUCAUGCACGAGAGAGGGUUUACCCAUCGUGAUCUCAAGCCGGCAAACAUCAUGGUCGCAAGUCUCGGGCCGGCCUGGUGGGUCAAAGUUGCAGACUUCGGCAUUAGCAAGCGUGCCGCCGGCGGUGUGACUGAGCUGCGGACCGCGAUUGGAACCAUAACAUUCAUGGCUCCAGAGCUGCAUGGGCUGAUAGAUGGAGACAGUUUGAAUCAAGAGACCGGGUACACCAAUGCCGUAGACAUCUGGUCGACCGGAGUGAUUGCAUGGCUGAUGAUCACCGGGAAGCCUCCGUUUCCGGACGUUGGAAGUCUGGCUCGAUAUGCCAAAGACGGAAAGCUGCAGUCGCUCGGGAUAUUGGAUGGUCUGCUUGUGAGUCAGGCGGGUCAGGCCUUCUUGGAACGAUGUAUUGCGGCGACACCAGCGGAUCGACCGCAUGCCAGCGAUGCUCUAGAUCAUUCUUGGCUU
Messenger RNA from Zymoseptoria tritici IPO323, 621 nucleotides. RefSeq lists its product as uncharacterized. The transcript has 2 exons. The record is from RefSeq and is a predicted model, not a curated record. The annotation marks the transcript as partial. Gene Ontology annotation, molecular function: protein serine/threonine kinase activity; ATP binding. NCBI's taxonomy places the organism in Eukaryota, Fungi, Ascomycota, Dothideomycetes, Mycosphaerellales, Mycosphaerellaceae. Gene Ontology annotation, biological process: protein phosphorylation. Gene Ontology annotation, cellular component: cytoplasm.